CAAAAAAAGUGAUAAGAUGAAAAUAUAUAGUGGGUAGCCACGCGAAAAUUCCUAACAAUUGCACCAAAAAGAAGCCAUUGCAGUAUAGAAGGGAAUUCCUCCGAAGGCAACGGGCUGUUCGGGCAUAUGAGUUGUGUUGUCGGUAGAGAGAAAACCCUUCAGGAAUCGUUUUGGAGAGCUUAACUAAUUGAUCCAGUGUGCUCGAGGUGUUUUGUGUAUUCGCUACGUCGUAGGAGCUUCCAUCAUUUUAACUUGGAAUUGAGCAAGUAUAACUCUAGACCUAACGAACCAAAGCGUAUMCAGAACUGGAGAGAAAGAAGGUUCAAUAGCAUAUUGACUGCACGAAUGAAUACACUUGGCGGAGACAAGGAAUUAAGCGAUCUCCUGGACUUUAGCGCGAUGUUCGCUCCACCGGGUUCUUUGGGUGGAAAGUCUGCAGGGACAUUAGCCGAGUCAAGCUUGUCUGGAUCGUUACACAGAACAGGUGGUUUAGACGAAUCAUCCACGUGGCAAGCCAAUGUCUCAGGUUAUGACAGGGGUUACCACAAUGAAUCCAACCAUGGUAUAUACGGCUCCAUCGACGAUGUGGAUAGCGAGUUUCUAGCUCGAAAAACGAGUUUUUCAAACUACCUUUCUUCUAAUUCUCUCGCAAGUUUAGGCAAGUCAAAAGAUCCUUACUCAUCAUCCUAUUCACCAGGAUACAGAGACCCUGGCUUAGGAUCAACUCAGGGAAGUGGUAGUGAUGUUACAUUAUCAAGCUCAGACUGGAGGUCAUCAAGGAAAUACAAACCAAACAAAAACAAUGGCUCAAUCUCAUCGGUAUAUUCUCCAGGCACAGAAGACAUGAUGUCACAUCCAGCUGAUAGUAUUUCACAGGCACAUUAUUCCCCCAAGGGAGGGAUCUAUGGGGAUCCAGCCUAUUAUAUCGACCAUGGCUCUCCAGACCCCUGGGGACAUUCAGGUCAACUCGGCAAUUCCUCGACAUCAUACUCGACUUCCGCCGGCACGUAUGCCACCAGUUACGGCAUGACAACAAGAGAGGGCCUGAAGGACGUGCACGUUAUGCCUGCACUAGCAAAGGCACCACUUCACCAUCAAAGGAGCUACAUGAGUCAUAGUGAGGCGAUGGACAGACUAUCAGGACUGCCUCCCAUGUCAUCUUUCAGACAAUCAGGAAGCAUACACGGCCAGUCGUCUCCUUAUUUGCAUGCCGUCUCUCCUCCACUUAACGGCAGCGACCCAAUGGGACACGCAUCGAGAGCACCAACUUCGGGAUCUCAAACAGGAGACGCACUCGGCAAAGCCCUUGCAUCUAUAUACUCCACAGACAAUGGAACAACAUACUCGUCAAAUCCAUCCACUCCAGUAGGCUCACCUCCACCUUUAGCUAGUGUAUCAGAACGACCACCUUCAGCUGGAUCAGGAGCAUCUGGUCAUUCAUCUGGUUGGGGUCGUUCAAAUCAACCGACAUCACCUCCCUAUGAGAGCCAAUUACAUCCUCUGAGAGAAGCAAGGAGCACAGCAAACCCAAUAGAAUUACAGAACAUGCAACAGUAUAUACAACCAAAGCAAAGCCGCAUCGAAGAACGUCUUGAUGAUGCGAUUCAUGUGCUGCGCAAUCACGCCGAAGCCAACGUCCCCCUACGUGAGAUGUACGCUAGCGUUGCCAGUGCUGGAAUGAGUGUAGCAACUACGAGUGUGUCAGCGGCUGGGUACUCGACUGGAGAUAAUAUGCAUUCCUCACAUCUAGAUCAACUUAAUAACAACCACAGUGCGAUGGACGAGGACCCAAAUAGCAUGACCUCUCCAGGGACAAUAUCUAAUCGAGCGUUGUCCUCACAGAUGUCGCCCGCUACUUCUGAUAUCAGCGAAACACGAUACGGAAAUAAAACAGACGGUUCCGUAAGUGAAUCGAUCAAAAACGAGGACAAAAUCGACAGCCUUGACAAAGAUGGCGGCAGUCUAAUGGGAGAAGAUGGCGAUAAAGGUGACGAUUUUAUCGAAGGGGAUACAGACAGGGUAGUCCGCGAGCAAGAACGACGAUACGCAAACAACGCCAGAGAAAGUCUUUUUGAGGGGGAUGUGGCAACUAUUAAACAUCGAAGAUUUGCUAACAAUGCUCGUGAACGGAUGAGAGUACGUGAUAUCAACGAAGCGUUCAAAGAGCUUGGUCGAAUGUGUCAAAUGCAUUUACAGAAUUCAAAACCACAAACAAAGGAAAAGGAGCGUCCAAGUCAACCCAAACCCCGUCGGGAACCAUCAACAAAGGAAUGGUCUUUGUAUGACGCCUCUAGCGGGAGUAACAUUCCACAAACCAAGCUUGUCAUUUUGCAUCAAGCUGUAUCAGUAAUCACGAGUUUGGAAUCCCAAGUUAGAGAACGGAAUCUAAAUCCCAAAGCCGCCUGCUUAAAACGAAGAGAAGAAGAAAAAGUCGAAGAGGAGUCUCCCGAGAAGCGAGCAGUUCCAGGUGUAGACAAACCGUUUGAUAACAAUGCUGUCCGUGGAAGAGGCGGUCGCCGAGGAAGGCGAUCUUCAAGAGAUUCAUUAGAGUUUUAGAUUUUUAUCUUGUAUGGUACUUUAAAAGAG
Actinia tenebrosa (Australian red waratah sea anemone) is the source of this 2586-nucleotide messenger RNA. Its product is annotated as transcription factor 12. Lineage: Eukaryota; Metazoa; Cnidaria; Anthozoa; Actiniaria; Actiniidae. Gene Ontology annotation, cellular component: chromatin; transcription regulator complex. Gene Ontology annotation, molecular function: protein dimerization activity; DNA-binding transcription factor activity, RNA polymerase II-specific; RNA polymerase II cis-regulatory region sequence-specific DNA binding. The record is from RefSeq and is a predicted model, not a curated record. Gene Ontology annotation, biological process: regulation of transcription by RNA polymerase II.